CUCUCCGAGGCUUUCGUCACCCCCUCGCCGCCCCUUCCGCAGGUCUCUCACAUUUUAUCGCGAGAGGACUUUAGCCAAUGGAAAGGGAGAGUGGACAGAACCUUCGCCGCCCUUAACGACUGCUGCGAGACUGAAAGCUGCGUGAACCCGAUCGGUAUUCUUGAUCUGCAGCGUCUUCUCUUCGUUGGCACCACCAAUAGGCCAGCACCAAGACCGUUUAGAAAAAUGGAAGGUAACGGAUCCAUCGACAUGUUCUCAGAAGUCCUAGAAAACCAGUUCCUCCAGGCUGCUAAGCUCGUGGAAAGUCACUUGGACUCAGAACUUCAGAAGCUGGACCAGAUCGGUGAAGAUGAGCUGGAACUUCUCAAAGAAAAGAGACUGGCAGCACUCAGGAAGGCCCAGCAGCAGAAACAAGAAUGGCUUUCUAAAGGACAUGGGGAGUACAGAGAAGUUGCCAGCGAGAGAGACUUUUUUCAAGAAGUCAAGGAGAGUGAAAAAGUGGUUUGCCAUUUCUACAGAGACACCACAUUCAGGUGUAAAAUACUAGACAGACAUUUGGCAACGCUGGCCAAAAAACAUCUUGAAACCAAGUUUUUGAAGCUGAAUGUGGAAAAGGCGCCAUUCCUCUGUGAGAGACUGCGGAUCAAAGUCAUCCCCACACUGGCUCUCCUGAGAGACGGCAAGACACAAGAUUAUGUUGUCGGAUUCACCGACCUAGGAAACACAGAUGACUUCACCACGGAAACUUUAGAGUGGAGACUUGGUUGUUCUGACGUUAUCAAUUACAGUGGAAAUUUAAUGGAGCCACCAUUUCAGAGCCAAAAGAAAUUUGGGACAAACUUCACAAAGCUGGAAAAGAAAACUAUCCGAGGAAAGAAAUAUGAUUCUGAUUCUGAUGAUGACUAGACUGUGCUGUAUUUGUAAAGCAUCUGUUUGUUUACGUCAGAGUUAAGUGUCUUUCUGAAGUCCUUGAUUUCGGCCCAUUGACCAUCUGGUCCUCGUAUCCCAGAGUUUACACUGCUUCACCACAUGGAAGGACACCAUUACUAUUUGUCUGUGGCCAUCGUGUGUACCUUGAGAGAAACAGAUAUCUUAAAUUACCUGGAAAGGUUCUGGAUUCUCUAUUUUUGUGAUUGUUUUUAUCAUAACAUAAUUCUUCUAUCUUUAUACCACUCACACUUGUGUUUUUAAUCUACAAAUUAGCAAUAGAAAUUCAGCAACUCUUCCAGGACUUGAUGAGUGCUGUCUAUACAAAUGGUGUGGGAGCAUUUCCUGGUGUCCCACAUACACCUGUCAGUGAGUCCUCACUUCAUGGAAUGUGUUUCAGGAACUAUUAAAGACUUGUCGGUGUA
Molecule: messenger RNA, 1352 nt
Organism: Myodes glareolus (Bank vole)
Lineage: Eukaryota; Metazoa; Chordata; Mammalia; Rodentia; Cricetidae
Gene: Txndc9
Product: thioredoxin domain containing 9
Source: RefSeq, a predicted model, not a curated record